AAGUGGAGGUGAGCAAAGUGUUCAGUCUGUGACUCGUUUUAUAUGAAGAAACAUACAAGACAAAUCUGAAGAGCCGCUUGUAUUUCUGGUCAUAUACCAUUGAAGCUAUAGCCCCAGUAUCAUUUGCAACAACGGUGGUUUUACAAACACGUUACUUGAUCACAAUCUCACGACAGUGUGUGUGUGUUUUUGUCACUGCGCGGAGCUGUCAAAAUGUGAACAUGGCGGCGCCCAUUUUGAUUUCACAACACGUGAUGUCAUGGCACUUUCUGGAUGAAACCAGAUAAAUCUACCUAGAACAAGAAUACUGCUCACAACUUAAGACUUGACCGUGAACACUGAAAGCGGAACAAUUCCCCAAAGUUAGAAAGAAAAAGACUUGCACACUACUCAAUACAGUUUUACACAGUCGAAGGACAAAGUGAUCAUGGACACCACCAUGUCAGAUGUUCGAGAACUGUUUGGAGGAUGUCUGUCAGCUAUUUUGCCACCCGGUGUCAAAGAUGUCAGUGAACUGCGAGAGAUUCCAGACAACCAAGAGGUGUUUGUCCACCCUAUGACUGACCAGAGCCUCAUCAUCGAGAUCUUGGAGUAUGUGGAGGAGCCGGAUGAACAAGCAAUCAGAACCCACUUCGAUGAUGUUGCAGACAGCAAUGGGGCAUCCAGCAACGAGGACAAUACACUGCAGCACACCGAGCAGGUUGACAAGUCACAGACCAGAAUGUCAGAAACCCACUUCGAUGAUGUUGCAGACAGCAAUGGGGCAUCCAGCAACGAGGACAAUACACUGCAGCACACCGAGCAGGUUGACAAGUCACAGACCAGAAUGUCAGAAUGUGACAAGAUUUACUACAUCCUUGGCCAACAGAGAGUGUCGGAGUUCAAAGAGUCUUCUAAGAACCUCAUCAACGUACACAUGGGCCUGUUCCGUCUGCCCACGUACACCACUGACAUCCUCGUCACCUUCAACGACCCUGUCAGCAUUGACCCAGACAGCAGCAGUCAUGCAGCAAUUCCAGUUUCGGCCAGCAGAUGGAUGGAGGAAGAGUUCCAGAGUGUAGUGAAGUCACUCAGCAUUGACGACCCAGCCAUCUUCACAUGAGCCCAGAAACUCAACAAAUCCAGUGUCCAGCCCCUGCUGGACCUCUGGUGUAGCGUCGUCUGCUUGUGAUGCAAAGUUUGGAAAUGAUGCUAUCCUGAACUCCUGGGAUAGGGCCUUGGGACAUAGAGAUUUAAAAGUGAGAAAUCAAGGAUAGUCACAUCCUUGCAGACGUGGUGUGUGAUUCCGUGCUUUACGCAUCCCCUGGUAUACAACUUGCAACACUGGAAUGACUUGAAGUGAAUCUUUGAGGUUGUUUUUGUUAGUUUGUAAUACUUAUGAUGUUUAAAAUUCAAAAUUCAGUGACAUGAGGUUAUUUGUUCAGUGUCAAGAUUAUUUGCUUUCAAACUUUACAAUACUACCAAUGUGAUUAGAAAUCUAUCUCACUACAAUAUUUUCAGCAUUCAAACUGUUGCUUCGUUUAGUGAGUUUAGUCUGCUGUGAAGUGCUGAAUUAUCUGAAGGCUAAAUUCAAAAGUCGUUAUUCCAGGGGCAGAUGUGAAGUUGUUUAUUAAGAAAAUCCACACUGAGGACGUCUUUAUCACUGAACUCAUUCUUCAGAAAAAGAAUUGUGUGAAACAUGUUCAGGAAAUAAGUUUCCAAACUUUGUUGACUUCAAAUCUGUCACAGGGGUCAUUUUUUAAACUGUCAUAUAUUUUACAACCAAAUUAACCAUUAUGAAAAAGGUAACAAACAUUAAAUCAUACAGCUUAAUGAUAAUCAUGGAUAACUUUUGAAUCUUUGGUUGACAAAAUUUGCAUUUUGAAACAUUGUGUUAAAGAUAAGAAAUGACCUCUCCAUGAUUCCAUCAGUGCUUAUGUUGAAGGCAUUUUCUUGAGGCAAAGGGGUGUGUCAUAGGGUAGCCUAGUGGUUAAAGAGUCAGACCUGGGAUAAAUUCCCCACAUGGGUACAAUGUUUGAAGCCUAUUUCUGGUGUUCCCAUCCCAGGGUAAUACUAUGAUAUUGCUAAAAGUGGCGUAAAACCAAACUCAUUCGCUCUUGCUGAUAUUUAGACUGGCCUGCAGAGUAUGUGCCCAGUUCAAUCCCAAUAUCCUUGAAUUGAUUCAAAUGUUGGUUUGUAAGUGCCAUACUUGUUUGUUAGCUCUCUUCCCACGAUACUGUGAUAAAACUGAAAUAUUGUUAAAUGCGGAGGUAAAUUUCACUCACCUAUUAUGUACAUAAAAGUUAUUGAAAUUACUCAUUUUCAAGGUCUUUAGACCCUGGUUGAUUGAUAAAUUGGAAUUUUGUUUCUCCCAAACCAAAAAUGAUGACAUGAUUUCCACUAAAAGGUUUUGAAUGUCUUUGUAUAUAUUUCUGCUAAUCUGUAGAUUUAAGUCCACCACUAUACAUGAAGCGAUGUCUUGACCUUGUGUAGAUUGUUCAUUCUGCAAGAUUUUGUCAUAAAUGUUACAACAU
Molecule: messenger RNA, 2513 nt
Organism: Haliotis rubra (blacklip abalone)
Lineage: Eukaryota; Metazoa; Mollusca; Gastropoda; Lepetellida; Haliotidae
Product: ran guanine nucleotide release factor-like
Exons: 8
Coding region: 428-1102 (224 amino acids)
Biological process (GO): protein import into nucleus
Cellular component (GO): nucleus
Molecular function (GO): guanyl-nucleotide exchange factor activity; small GTPase binding
Source: RefSeq, a predicted model, not a curated record